CAGACAACCGAUUACGCUUUUGUUCGCGAUGAGACGGUAGCCAGAAUCGAUGGUCGGUGAAAAGUAUCGAGGGCAUGCGUUGAAUCAGCCGAAAGGGGAAACGUCAAAGGGAAACGAGUUUACGUUCGGGUAAUUCGAUCGGCUAAUUACCUCUUCUCUCGGUCGGUCGUAUUGUUCCCUCGUGACUAACGCAAAAAGUACAUCAGACGAAAAUCAGUGAAACGACCGUGUCCUUUCAUUACUCGACUGCUUUGUGAUCGCGCUUUUCGCACUCCUCGUCGUUCCACUCUCCUGUACACGCUUACGUCGUCGAUCGUCCGUAACGUGAUUCGGUCCGCGAACAGUAUUAAUAAUCGUAGGAGUGGUUCAUUUUUUACGAACGACUAGAGUCAAACUCGAAUCGCUUCGUUUUGACCGAAAGAUGAUUCGGCUUCUCGAAGCUCGGGACUCAAAGCUCGCGGUGGAAUCAAUACCAGGGAAGAGGAGCGAGAUAGGUAGACUACGGAAGAGAUAGGAGUGUCAAGGAUAGAAGAAAAGGAAGGAAGGAAGGAAGGGACAAAGGAGGCCAAGGAGAUUCGUCUUAGACACCCCACCCACACAUUCACGAUUCCGUACAGACACAGACAGACAUAUACAUUGCUUGACGCUGUUCUCCAUGUCCCACACGAACGUGCGUUUCUUUCGCGCGCGUACGUACACACACGACGGAGGCUUCUCGUUUCACGGUUAUUCGCCGAGAUUUUUUUUAACAAUAUGACCGGCGUCGCGUCGUCAUGGACGCAUUCUGUCGAUUUCUAUACAACGUUCUUCUAGCGACUGUCGUCUUGCUAAGGAGCAUCAAGAACGGACUUCUCUCCUUCGAGAAUCCCAACUACCAUUUGGAUCCAGCUCGUCUGGACGAUGCUCUGAACAGCAACGAGAACGGCAGCUCCCUGUACGAUGAAUUGUACCAGGAAUUGGUCGGGAACGGUGGCAGAAGUGGCGAAGUAACAGGCGGCGGGGGUGGCGGUGUCACGAGGGUGCAAGCGCGCAGGACGUACGCCACUUUGGAUUUGGGCAGCAUGGGGGUUGACGUCACCCAAGGUCCUCUCACGCGAGACGCCGUGACAGAGGAUGCGCCGGACAACACUGACAACCAUAACCUGGGGUACCGCAGCGAGGGUGUUGCGGAGUCCGCUCUGGUCGAUGACACCCUCAACGGAAAUCCUCGAUCUUCGCCGUCGUCUUCCUCGAUUCUGCCUCCGGUUCAAUCAGCAUCCGCGGACACGGUCGACGCUGCGAACCUAACCGAUUCGAGAAAUUAUUGCGAGAAACCGGAUAACGAAACGACGGAGAUGGGAGGUGUUCCGCACGUGGAGGGUGCAUUGAAUAGCGAGCUGUACGCGGUCCCUGUGAAACGGAGACAGCCGAAGGAUCAAAAGAACAAUGCCACUCUGCAGAACAAUACCCAAGAGAAGCCGACGGAGGUGGAUACCAACGACUCCGAGGACAAAGAUGAGAAUCUGCCGCCCGGAUGGCAAAAGCACGAGGACGAGAAUGGCCCGUACUAUUGGCACGUUAAAAGUGGGAAUAUUCAGAGAGAGCCUCCGGAGGCGCCCCUGCAUUCCAAAAGGGAAUCUCGCAAGAGCCUCAUUAAAGACAACGAUAGCAUAAACAAUUUUCACACUCUAAGCGGCAUGGUGAACACCGUGACCCGGAGUAACACGAGCUCCGCUCUGGAUCAAGAGCUGGAAAAUAAGAGAAAAGUGGAACUGGCACUCAAGCGAAGGAGCUACCCUGCACGAGCGGACUCCGAGGGUAGAGACAAACCUAUCAGAUUCGCCGUUCGCUCUCUGGGGUGGACGGAAAUCGCUGAAGAAGAUCUGACGCCCGAGAGAAGCAGCAAGGCCGUCAACAAGUGUAUCGUGGAUCUGUCGUUGGGAAGAAACGAUCUCUUGGACGUUGUUGGCCGAUGGGGCGAUGGCAAAGAUCUGUUCAUGGAUCUGGACGAAGGAGCCUUGAAGCUUAUAGACCCGGAGAAUCUCACUGUACUCAACACACAGCCGAUUCACACGGUGAGGGUGUGGGGUGUUGGCAGAGAUCAUUGCCGUGAAAGGGACUUUGCUUACGUGGCGAGAGACAGGUCGACUCGAAAGCACAUGUGCCACGUGUUCCGUUGCGACAUCCCGGCGCGCACGAUCGCAAACACGCUCCGCGACAUUUGCAAGAAAAUCAUGAUCGAGCGGUCGCAGCACCAGAACCUAGCGAAACCGGUGGAUAUCAACGGUCGGACGAGUCUAGCCACCAGACCGACUAAUCUGCCCACGGAGCAUCGACGCUUCCACAGAAACGGACAAGCGCUAGUCACGCAAUCUUUCCCAACGCCAAUGGAGGAGCCGAAGAAAGUACUACGAGCACAAUAUCUCGGAUCCAUGCAGGUUACUCAGGCGACCGGGAUGGAGGUACUGAAUGACGCGAUAGAUCACAUCGUAACUAAUACGCCUAUCAAUCAGUGGCGAAACGUGAACGUUGCUGUCGCGCCCAGCAUGAUCUCUAUUCUUACACCGAACGAGGAGAAACUCAUCACCGAGUGCCGAGUGCGUUAUUUAUCGUUUCUCGGCAUCGGCCGUAACGUAAAACAGUGCGCGUUCAUAAUGCACACCGCGCAAGAUCUAUUCAUCGCACACGUUUUUAACUGUGAGCCCAGCAGCGGAGCCCUUUGCAAAACCAUCGAGGCUGCUUGCAAGCUGAGGUACCAGAAAUGCUUGGAUGCACACCCGCAGGGCUUCAGAAACGCUAGCAGCCUGAACACUCCGAGCGGAAAGGGUCUCGGCGCUACCUUGAAAUCGCUGGUUGGCUCACUGACUGGACGUAGAAAUAAGCAGGGAACUGUGGCCCCUGCCUGCUGAGCGAGAGGUGAUCAGACACAGACACCUGCAAUCGCCCCUGACCUUGAAGUAUUUUAGCGGAUCACCGCCGAGCGCGUCGCUCAGGUCACUCCUUUCGCCCUCGCUGGACAACAGGCGCAUUCAGUUGGCCCGUUGGGAGAGCAAUCCCUAAGAGAUAUACACGUAGCCGCGGGUCAAGUUGACCGAAGACAAGGGCAAGAAAAGAAUGUAAGGGGAUUUGUUCUCACGUUAAAACGACUGAAUCGUGAAUUCUACAGAGUGCUAUACUAAUUACCACAGCUAUAGUGGACUACGCUUACGUGUGUCGAUAUGAUGUUAUGUAUGUUACACGCAGUGUCUGACAAAAAGUAAAAAAGUAUAAUAAAUAUAAAUGAGAGAAGGAGGAAUGGCAUGGAGGGGAGGAGCUCGUGGAUUGCCGCCGCGAGAAUAGAGGGGAGGAUUCUCUUCAGAAUCGAGAGGAUUGUUGCGCGUUCGCGAUUGUAUCGGGAAAUCGCGUUCAUCGCGAUGUGAAAUCGUCUGAUCGCAACCGAGGUAUGUCCGGCGAGCACCGGCUCGAGAUAGAGCAAAUAUCUGUAUAUAUAUAUACGGGGAUGGUAUAAUUUGUCGCGCUAAAUUUAGUAAAAAUUUUGCUGGAUCCGACACAAGUCCAGAGAGGCUGAGUGUGAAAGAGGGAACGACGUGCGUGAGUGAGGGAAUGACUGAAGUAGCGUUCUAGCGUAUCCACGAGGCAUUCGAAGAAUUAAAGAACGACAUACAAGCUAUAGAGAGCUUAAAUGUGUAACUUAUUACAUGUGUAUUCUCGGGUGUACAGAUUAGAGAAACGAGACGAGGAUGACCAGACCAUACGAAUUAACGAACACGUAAAACUACACGCGUAAUUAUAGGAAGAAGACACACGCAUAGAAUGACGCCCACGCGACGAAACACACUCAUACAGUAGUACUUACGUACGUAACGUAACGUAAAUACACGCGCAUCACAAAGCACACAAGAGACACACUCAUACAGCAGGCAGGUAAGAGGAGGUAAUUUAUUUUUUAUGGCCAAGUAUAAAAGAGCUUGCACCUUCUCGGAACGAAGGCGAUACGAUAAAUGCGAGCGCGACCGUCCUUUAAGUCCACACGGGUAACGAAGAGUCCGAGACGAACCCAAGCUAUAUACCUACGUACCGUUUCUUGACACUCGCAUUGAACAAUGUUAUAUGUAUUACUGUACGCACAAUCGCUGUGCAAAGAUCGCUAACGCCUACGCAGAAACGACAUAAAACGAAACUUCACUCUGCUGUUAACGGUGUAACCAAUCGUUAUCAUCGUCGUAACGCGCUUCGCUGAACGAAUUAAUUAAUUGCUGUGCGUCCACUGCAACGGUGUCGAGAAUAUCAACGUAAUAAAGUUCCGUGUAAAAACUAAUAAGAGCCCAAUUACUCGGAGCUUAUUUCACCGCCACCGCGGCCACGCCGUUUCCUGGAACGGUUUCAUGCUUUUCAACUCUGGCGCACUGCGUACACGUGCAACAUCGUCCGUAGACUCUUCAUGCGCAUAUGAGCACAGCCGUGAACUUUAACGCGCGACGGACGUAGGAGCGGGACUCCGUUCGGUCGGUCGGGCGAAAAUAGCAGCGCGAAUCAUUUUCACACGUACGUAUCCACGGAAGCACAACAUCGGCGAUAUUCCAUUUCGGAAAUUCAUCUAGGUGGUACCAUUUUCCUGGCUGAACGAUCAUCGUUUCGAGUGCUCGCGAUGCCUAAUAUCAAUCGGUAGCUUAGAUACCCGUGAUCAAUCGACUCGUGCGCGUACACCAUCCGUUCUCCCUUCGGUUCGUUUUUUACCUUCUAGCUGUAGGCAGUUUUUCCACAUGCGCGCCGAAUUUUUGCAGCGAAUUGUACAGAGAACGCGAUGAAGAAACGUGUGUGUGUGUGUACUUCGUCCGAACCCCCGAUUAUUUUCGUACGAUAGCCUCGCGAUUAGACACGCGACGAUGUAGCGAACCGACGUCUCAUCCACGCUGCUCCGUGCCGAGUCGACGAACCGCUCGUUCGCGUUUCUCACCUCUGGCCGAAAACGUUCCUAAUUAGCCGCAGCAUGAGUUGACCCCCCGCGGGAAAUGACAGUCGUUCGACGAACGAGCGGAAAAGCGGGCAAGGAUCUAGGAUGAAUCACAUGAGACGCGAGGAAGGACCUGCGAAACUGACAGCAAGAAAGCCUAAGGCCACUAGCAGGCUAAAUUAAUGCACCGGAAUGAUUUGUACGAAGGGAGAAACGUUCCCGUAGACACGGAACCAGCACCUUUCCCCGAGGAUGAAAUACGGCUUUCUUGCUCGCAGUACGUCGACGUCGUCCAUCAGGGACGAUCACGUCGUGGGAGCCAUCGUCAUUGUGAAUGAUACAAAAUUGUGCGGGACCCAGAACGAAGAGAUAUUUCUAUGUAGCGUUUAGAUAAGGAUGGCAGGUAAAAAUAUUGAAUGGAGAUCAGCGUGAACGGUGUAAGAAAGAAGAACGCGUGCGUUGAGUAUGCUGCUUGAUGACAAUUAAUUAUCUAGAAUGAGGGUGUAACGAGAAGAGAUAGAACCUCGAGAAUUUCCAUUACUUGUACAUAAAAAUUACAUGUUACGAGGAUCACCCGCCUUUUAUCACAGAGAAGACACAGGAGAACAGAGCAUGUCAAUGCGCGAAACGCCUCGUCUCUUUAGCUGAAUGUCACGUCGAAGGGGAACACCCGCGGAGGUCGAUGGAUCUUCUCAGGGGAUUCCCUUCCGACUCGUCCACCGCUUCGAAUUUCCUUUCACCGGUAUGUUCUUUACGUUCCUUCCAUUAUCUGGUCACUCUCAAUCUCUACGCGGGUAGGCUUGAGUAACCGUGUCACGAACAAUAAUUAAUAAAUGGGGAAUAAAAAAAAAGAACGUCGCGCAACGAGGCCUCCCGUGCAACCCCACGCUCCGUAUUAACAAACUCGGAUCUCGACCCCCCAAGGUUCACUGAAAAACUAGCGACGUUUCUUCUGCUAUUGAUAUGAUAUAUCGUUGAUACUCUUGCUUUGAUAUACAUAUAUAUAUAUAAAUAUAAAUAUAUAUAUUAUAUAUAUAUAGUUGUUGAAUUUAUAUUAUCGUAACGUUAGGUCUCGGACGAGCGAUCGAGGGUGGCAUGAGACAGCCUCGAGGGCGCGCGACGAAUCAGGAGGCUAUAAAUUGUGGUGUGGAUGUAAAUAAUAAUUAUUAUACACUCGUGUAGAAACUUAGGAGGAGGCUAAAAGUCGGUAAAGGGAGGAAUCCAGAAGUUAAGAGCUAAGGCCACCCAUUGUUGCACCCUGUCGUCCGAGUGACGACGCACGUCAAACGAUACGAGGCACACGACGGCCCGACACAUCACUCACAUACACGCAACACACGCAUUCACACGCGAAAGAGAGAACACGUGGAACACGACAAAUACAUACACAUGCACACACACGUUCACAAAUUGCGCGUAGCUUAACUGUCUCCUUGACGAAAUCGUUGACGGGAAGGAAUGAGUAUUGAUGGAAAGGGAAACAACCGAUGAGCGGGGUUGGAAGAGGUAAAAAAGAGGAUAUAAGCAGGAAGUGGAGGAGGAUAAAGGAGAAGGGAAGCCACUUGUGUAACUGACAUAGAAUAGUGCAAACCUAAUUAUAUUUACUGUGACAUGUAAUAUCCUUAAUGAAAAAAAAAAAAAAAUGCGAUCUACUUGAUAGAAGAGUUGUUCUGCACAAACACGAAGCUUCAUUGAUAAUUAUAGUGUCUCUCUCUCUCUUUCUCUAUCUCUCUAUCUUCAAAGAAAAAAUAAAAAUACGUACCUCUCUGUACCUUAUGGCAAUUUAAUAUAAUGCGACUCGGCGUCGUCUCGGCGGCCGAGACCGAACGAACACUCUUUUCCUCGUGCGAACGGGAACAUUCGCUAUCAUUUGCUCGACGAUUCGAGUUGCGAAUCGUGCAAAGUAAAAAACUCACGCAGAGACACACAUCAUCGAAUGAUCAUUGUUAAUACUAUUGUUGUCACGAUCACUAUCGUCGCGUUGAUAUAACGGGGAAUACAAGUACAAGUAUAGGGGAAUUCGCUGUCGUCGCAAUUAAUAAAAAUAUUCUAAAACAGGAAGCGGGAACGAGGAGAAAGCAUUGUUGCUACCAAUCGGUGGAGACAAAGGGAUGAGAGAACGCGAGGAAUAAAGGAAAAACUAUACAUAUGCUCGCGUGAUGAUCGGCUUCGGCUUAUCGUGGAUGAUAAAGGGAAAGGAUCAAUUUUAUUUGUCGACGUUGCGGGAGAUCAUGCACGGAGAACGUGUGACCGACAAGAUUCUAUUCGGAACAAAACCACUUUUCUCGUUCUAUAUCGGGAUAGAAUCUUGCUGCGCGCACGUAUAACAUGUAACCCGAUGCGAGAAUAUGUUCUAAAAGCAGCAAAGAGAGGAUAUAAAAUAGAGGAACACCGAAAGACGCGUUUCGUAAUUAAUCCGACGAGUUUACGUGUCGUUUUAGAGCGUACGAAUAUAAGUGACAAAUGAAGAUGAGAUAAGAAAACACUUUGUAUGCACCCGCCCCCUCCCCCAUUGUUCAUGCCGAUUUAUAUUGCGUAGCUGGACCGAUCGAUAAUUAUAAACGGACGUGAGAAUAAUAUUAUAUAUAUAAAUAAAAAAAAAUAUAUUAUAUAUAUAUAUAAUAUUAUACAUAUAUAAAAGCGACAGAAUGAAACUACUGUAACUACACCUGCCUCUUGUGAAUAAACGCCUAUUUGUUUCUUUUCAAAA
Ceratina calcarata is the source of this 7643-nucleotide messenger RNA. RefSeq names its product protein Fe65 homolog. Gene Ontology annotation, biological process: regulation of DNA-templated transcription. Gene Ontology annotation, molecular function: transcription factor binding; amyloid-beta binding. The transcript is spliced from 14 exons. NCBI's taxonomy places the organism in Eukaryota, Metazoa, Arthropoda, Insecta, Hymenoptera, Apidae. The record is from RefSeq and is a predicted model, not a curated record. Gene Ontology annotation, cellular component: nucleus; cytoplasm. The coding region runs from base 774 to 2888 and encodes 704 amino acids.